Ananas comosus (pineapple) is the source of this 1397-nucleotide messenger RNA. RefSeq names its product peroxidase 5-like. The coding region runs from base 75 to 1061 and encodes 328 amino acids. The record is from RefSeq and is a predicted model, not a curated record. The transcript has 3 exons. Gene Ontology annotation, biological process: response to oxidative stress; hydrogen peroxide catabolic process. Lineage: Eukaryota; Viridiplantae; Streptophyta; Magnoliopsida; Poales; Bromeliaceae. Gene Ontology annotation, cellular component: plant-type cell wall; plasmodesma. Gene Ontology annotation, molecular function: peroxidase activity; heme binding.
CCUUUACUUGCUACUAUAUCCUCAUCUUUGUAUAUAUCUUUGUGUGAGUACAGUACGUGAACACGAGUGCGAAGAUGAGGAGAGCUAAUUACAAGCCCAUUUUUGCCUCUUUUUUGCUCUCAGUGGUUACGAUCCAAUGCAUGCUUCAAUCUUCGGCAUCCCUGAGUGUCGGCUACUACAAGUCGAAAUGCCCGAACGCCGAAGGCAUCGUUGCAGACGCUGUGCGCAGCGCCAUCACCGGCUCCGGCGACCGCGGCAUUGGCGCAGGCCUCAUCAGGCUCCACUUCCACGAUUGCUUUGUUAGGGGAUGCGACGCCUCUGUGCUUCUCGACGGACCGAACACGGAGAAAACGGCGCCGCCGAACCUCAGCCUGCGAGGGUUCGAAGUGAUCGACACGGCCAAGUCCCAGCUCGAGUCCGCAUGCCCCGGGAAAGUCUCCUGCGCCGACAUCUUGGCCUUCGCGGCCCGCGACUUGGUGGUCCUGCUGGGCGGCGUCAACUACAGCGUCCCCUCGGGGCGCCUCGACGGCAGCACCUCCAGCUCGUCCGAGGCCAUGCAGUUCCUGCCCCCGCCCUUCGGCGACGUCUCGCAGAUCCAGAGCAUGUUCGCGGUCAAAGGGCUGACCCUGGACGACAUGGUCAUCCUCUCCGGGGCCCACGCGGUCGGCCGGUCGCACUGCUCCUCCUUCUCGAACCGCCUCUACUCCUGGAACUCCCCCGACGGCGUCGACCCGUCCAUGGACAAGAACUUCGCUGCCUACUUGAAGACCAAGUGCCCGAAGAACGGCGGCGGGGACCCGGUGGUCGACAUGAACGUCGUCACGCCCAACAAAUUCAACACGAGGUACUACAAGCUGGUGAAGGCGCACAAGGUGCUUUUCACUUCGGACCAGACGUUGCUGAACAACGCGCAGGCGGCGGCGCUGGUGAACCAAAGCUCUAACCAGCCGUACACGUGGCCGAGGAGCUUCAACAAGGCGAUGCUGAAGAUGGGCGCCAUCGAGAUACUCACCAGCGCCAACGGCGGCCGGAUCAGGAAGAAUUGUAGGGUGGCGAACUGAUCGACAAUCAAUUUGCUUGCGUGCAUGCGUGUGCGAGAUUCAAAAUUUGUUUUUUUGCGUCUAUUUCGUUCCAGUUUCAAAAUUAUUUUAGUUGGAUUUGCUUCAUUCGGCGGCUUUUCAUGCAAUCGAGGGUUGGUGUAACCACAAAAAACUUCGCAUUUAUCUUGUUUUGUUUUGUUUUGUUUUUUGUUUUUUUUUUUUGAGAAGUUUGUUUAAUUAAUUUAUUUGUAGUAAUCAUUCGCUUCUUUCCGAUUAUGAAAGGAAUCGAGUGUUUAUGCUGUACCCGUUGAUUAUGUUAAUCAAGUUCCUUUUUGGUUUUCUUGUUCCCUGAUUAAA